CUAAAGGAUUGCUAAAUGACGAACAAAUUAUUCUUAACAGCCAUCAAUAACCAUUGUUUUUAAUUUCGCAAUAUAUCACUUUGCAGUGACCCCUACAACGGAAGGGGGGUCCGAAGCAACUGCUUCUAUACUAUGGGGCAAAUUAGUUUGUUAUCCGAUAUUUCUUAUCAUAAAAUUAUUUUUCCACUUUCAAGAUUUGACGCAAAAUUAAAAUUUUAUCAAAGUGAAUAAUCAUUAUCAAAAUAUGCCCAAAAAUAUUAACCAAAAAAAAUAUAAAUGCUUAUCUCGCAAUCAAGCCUUCUGGGGGAACAGGCAACAAGAUGGCAAUAUGAUGAGCCUUAUUAAACUUAUUGCAGAUUCUGAGCCUGUUCUUAAAAUGUAUAUACAAGAUAAUGAAGAAAGAAGAAGUGAGAAAAAAAUUAAGGGAUUAAAAUCUAAAUUAUAUUCAAAUCUGUUAUCAUAUAAUAACAUAAAUAUUCUUAUUGAAACCAUGAAAAAUAUGGUUAUAAAAAAAAUUCAAAAGGAGAUUGUAUUCAACAGGUGCCCAUUCAAUUAUAGUUGAUGGCACAUAUGAUGUAUCGAGAUCAGAAGCAAUAGCUUUGAUAGUGAGAUAUGUUGAAAAUAGCGAGACACCUAAGCCCGUUGAAAGGCUGAUAGACAUUUAUUGUACGGGAAAUACAACGGGCCUCGAUAUUAAAAAGAAUAUAAUAUCCAAGCUUGGCUCUAUGAAUCUACCCCUCGAAUUCCUAGUAGGGCAAAGCUAUGAUGGCGCCUCAAACAUGAGUGGAAGAAUUAAUGGAGUGCAGGCUUUGAUUAGAGCGGAGGCGCCAAAGGCAGCUUUUAUUUGGUGCUAUUGUCAUCGAUUAAAUUUAAUAGUUGUUCAAUUAUGCCAAUCAGUAAAAGAGCUGCGAAAUGUCUUAGGAAUAUUAGACGAAAUUUACGUAUAUUUUAAUGGUGUUAAAAGAUAUGAAGUGCUCAAAACAUGUCAGAGUGAUUUACUGACAAAAUCACAUAGAUUUUUACCCAUCAAGAAUACCACUCGAAGCUGGCUAACAUCAUAUAAGGCGAUUGUAAAUUUUUUCCUACUUUAUGAUGCUUUGAGGGCAGCUUUGGCAAAUUUAAAGGAUUCUGAAGAUCCUGCCACUUCCACUAUGGCUAGUGCUAUAGUCUAUAGAAUAGAAAAAUUUUAUUUUAUUUUAUCACUAUGUGUUUUGGAUAAAAUAUUGUUGAUAACAAGCUUGGCUUGUACAAAAUUGCAAACCAUUUCGAAGGAUAUAGGGUUUGCAAUAAAUCAAAUUCAAUUGGCAAAAGAUUGCCUGAUUAAUAUGAGAAAUAAUAACACUGAAUUUUUGGAUGUCUUUUCAAAGGCCCAAGAUUUUAUGAAGAAGAGAAAUUUACCUUUUGAUUUUGAAAGUUCAAGACUUCAAACAUUACAAUCCAAAAAGGAGAGCUUUAAAAUCAGUGUGUUUUAUGCUGCACUUGAUUUAAUUAUUAUGCAGUUUAGUGAAAGAUUUAACGAUGAAUCGAUAAAAUUUUUGAGUCAAACAUCAUUUUUUACCCCAAAGGGAAUGGCGGCAAAGGCAAUUGUUAAAGAUGAUAUCAAGGAUAUCUGUAAAUUUUAUCAAUUAAAUACAAGUCAAGUUUUUGAGGAAAUGUUGAUGUUUAGAAAUAUUUAUAAAAUGGCUAAAACGGGGGACGUAAUUAUUAUUCGUGACCUAGAGGUUAAAGAAGAUUUGUCAGAUUCUGAGAAUUCUUCUUCUGAUGAUGAUAAUAAUUCUGAGAUGAAUGAUUCAGACUGGAGAAACUAUUCAUUUAUUUUACCUUAUCGUCUGCUUAUAAAUUUUAACAAUUUUAUAUAAAUAUUUAUUAACUAUUCCUACUACAUCAUGUAAUGCCGAAAGGGUCAGGAGUAAAAUUAAACUAAUUAAAACAAGACUUCGUAGUGUCAUGAAAGAUCCAUUUCUUAAUAAUUUAACCAUUUUAUCAAUGGAAAAUAAUUUAUUUAAACAAUUAAAUAUUGAUGAAAUUAUAAAUUCU
This is a messenger RNA of Gordionus sp. m RMFG-2023, 2037 nucleotides long. Its product is annotated as zinc finger MYM-type protein 1-like. NCBI's taxonomy places the organism in Eukaryota, Metazoa, Nematomorpha, Gordioida, Chordodea, Parachordodidae. The transcript has 7 exons. The coding region runs from base 726 to 1859 and encodes 377 amino acids. The record is from RefSeq and is a predicted model, not a curated record.